Molecule: messenger RNA, 2478 nt
Organism: Chlorocebus sabaeus (green monkey)
Lineage: Eukaryota; Metazoa; Chordata; Mammalia; Primates; Cercopithecidae
Gene: PEX12
Product: peroxisomal biogenesis factor 12
Biological process (GO): protein monoubiquitination; protein import into peroxisome matrix
Cellular component (GO): peroxisomal importomer complex; peroxisomal membrane
Molecular function (GO): ubiquitin-protein transferase activity; zinc ion binding; protein binding
Source: RefSeq, a predicted model, not a curated record
AUGUCCUGGGCUUACAGUGACACGACUGUCCUUAGAGUCGGCUGGCUUUUGAGCUCUCACGAUUGGAAAGGGUUUUCUGGUUCGCAGCUCGACAGGAUCGCGUCCCCCACAGUCACGCUCUGCCCUGAGGUGCAGCAUUUGACAAGUUACCCCUUCGCACAUACCACUUCCACCCAGGUCCGAGUUAACUUUGUUAUUAACCUUCUUGAGACUCCCCUCCGCCUCCAGAACAGGUCUUUUUUCCCCAGUUCAUUUUUGCCCUUAAGAUUGAGUUUCGAGUUUCAGAUAUUAUGCAGAAAGUUUACCUUUAAGACUGAGCACGCAUCUGAUACCCUUCCUCCCGAAAAAGUUCAUGCUCACGGGAGAGUUUGUGGGAAAAGUGAAAGCCAGUACACACAGGAAGCUAUGGCUGAGCACGGGGCUCACAUCACAACUGCUUCUGUAGCCGAUGACCAGCCAUCCAUCUUUGAGGUGGUAGCACAGGACAGUUUAAUGACAGCAGUGAGACCCGCUCUUCAGCAUGUGGUCAAGGUUCUUGCAGAAUCAAAUCCCACCCACUAUGGCUUCUUGUGGAGGUGGUUUGAUGAAAUCUUUACUCUGCUAGAUCUUCUGGUCCAGCAGCAUUACCUGUCUAGAACCAGUGCCUCAUUUUCUGAAAACUUUUAUGGCUUAAAGAGAAUUGUAAUGGGGGACACUCACAAGUCUCAGAGACUGGCUAGUGCUGGUCUCCCAAAGAAGCAGCUUUGGAAAUCAAUUAUGGUCCUGGUUCUUCUUCCCUAUCUGAAAGUGAAGCUGGAGAAGCUGGUUUCUAGCCUGAGAGAAGAGGAUGAAUAUUCUAUUCAUCCCCCUUCUUCCCGCUGGAAACGAUUUUACAGAGCCUUCCUGGCAGCUUACCCAUUUGUGAAUAUGGCCUGGGAAGGAUGGUUUCUUGUACAACAACUUCGAUACAUCCUAGGAAAAGCUCAGCAUCACUCACCACUGCUGAGGCUGGCUGGAGUUCGGCUAGGUCGACUGACAGUUCAGGAUAUACAAGCUCUGGAGCACAAACCAGCUAAGGCCAGUAUGAUGCAGCAGCCAGCCUGGAGUGUUAGUGAGAAGAUAAAGUCAGCUCUGAAGAAAGCUGUGGGGGGUGUUGCCUUAUCCCUGUCUACUGGCCUUUCUGUGGGUGUAUUCUUCUUGCAGUUCCUUGACUGGUGGUACUCAUCUGAAAAUCAAGAAACCAUCAAGUCAUUGACUGCCCUGCCUACUCCACCACCACCUGUACACCUAGACUAUAACUCUGAUUCUCCCCUCUUACCCAAAAUGAAGACUGUGUGCCCACUGUGUCGUAAAACCCGGGUGAAUGAUACUGUUCUUGCCACCUCUGGCUAUGUGUUUUGUUACCGCUGUGUGUUUCAUUAUGUGAGGAGUCACCAAGCUUGUCCCAUCACAGGUUAUCCAACAGAAGUACAACAUCUGAUUAAACUCUACUCCCCCGAGAACUGAAAAGGAAUUGUGUCUUAUCCUCACAACAAAAGUAUUGCGCUAUAAUGCCACAGACCUGGUUUCAGUAUGGUACUGAGUUGACACUUCUCAGCCUCAAUUCAUAACUAUAUGAACUUUAAAUGACUAUAUGGAUUUCUUUAAAAGGAUAUGCCCAUUUGAUCCUAACCUUUUAGCCUGCUCUCCAGAACCCUACUUACAGUUGACCAAACUGCUUAAAGUAGAAGAAUCAGGACUGGCAGGGGAUAUGAGGGCCAGUGUAGAGAUUAAACAGAAUAAUGAGUACACAAGUUUUUGUCUAUCCCUUUCCUUAAAAUAUAAGAAGUACAGAAGCUCUUGGGAAAAACCCAGGUUAGACUGCAUAAAAAAUAAAGUGAACAGUGAGGUGUUAGCAAGCCUUUUUAGAAAAGAAAGCAUUUGCCUGCCUGUCUGUAAGGUGGAAAUUUCAUCAGUUUGCAAACGAUAAGAAAUGUAGACCUGCUCUUGAUAGAAAUGCUUAGAAACACUUUAGGGGGGAAAAAAGCUCCUUCCAUAUACUGUGACGCAUUUGUUAAGUGACAUCUAUAGUUUAUCAGCUUUUAAGGAUAAAAAAGGACAUCUUAAAAGUUGGAUAUUUAGGAUAUUUAAGGAUAUUCCUGUAUGAGCUCUCCAUAUCUUUCUUGAGAAACUGGUUAAAAAAGGAAUAGGGGUUGAGUGUUACAAAGAGACUAGUCUGAAGAUUCCUGUAUAAAAGCAAAGCUAACAAGCAAUGAAGAUGUGAAGCAAAAUACUAAUCUAAUUGUGUAAAGAAAGGAUAUUUUAAUAAGUUCUUUCUGCUUGCUGCUAAGAGUUUGCUAAACUGUCAUGAAUUAUUCUGGUUAUUACUAAAGUUUCUAUGAAACACUUAAGUAGAUUUUAAGAAUAAAUGUUUCUGGAAAAGAACUUCCAUGUUGUUAUGAUUUUGUAGAAAUGUAAAGAUUACUUGAGGUGUUUAAAAUAAAUUUUUCAUUCAGACUA